AUGGGAAACGAGUUUUAUAUUAAUUUCCCCCCCCCAAAGCAUCGCGAUGGGACUCCAGUUGUUCUUCCCCCACCGGAGGUCCUGGAAGCCGGAAUUUCAGAAUGGGAACUGUCACUGGUUGGGCAAUUCCUCGGAGCAACACCCAAUUUCUCAUCUUUACAACGGAUUGUCAACAACCUGUGGAACAAAGCUUUACAAGGUUCACAAGUUCAGGUGAUACCUGCUGAAAAUAUUGUGGCACAGUUUCAAGGGAGUCGAACAACUGUGUUUGCCAUCUCGAAAUCACCUGCUGAAGCACAACUAUUUCUUGAGGCUUUGGAGCACGGACUUGGUGGGGUGGUUUUAAAAGCUGAGGAUGUCAAAGCUGUUCUUGAUUUGAAGGAGUAUUUCGAUAGAAGGAAUGAAGUUCACAACAGGCUGAGUUUGACUAAAGCCACUAUAACUCGAGUUCUUGCAGUUGGAAUGGGUGAUUGGGUUUGUGUGGAUCUUUGUAGUCUCAUGAGGCCUGGUGAGGGACUUCUGGUUGGAUCAUUUACUAGGGGACUUUUUCUUGUUCAUUCGGAAUGUUUGGAGUCGAAUUAUAUUGCAAGUAGACCUUUCCGAGUCAAUGCCGGGCCUGUCCAUGCCUAUGUUGCAGUCCCUGGAGGUAAAACAAGCUACCUUUCUGAGUUAAAAGCCGGCAAAGAGGUAAUUGUAGUUGAUCAAACGGGUAAAAUGCAGACAGCAAUUGUUGGCCGUGUUAAGAUCGAGACCCGACCACUGAUCCUUGUGGAAGCAAAGAUAGAUGCAAAUGAUCGGACCACAUACUGCAUUCUUCUGCAGACGACCGAAACAGUCGUGUUGGUUUGUCCUCAUGAAGGUAACCGGAUGCGAAAGACUGCAAUUCCCGUGACUUCGCUGAAAGCCGGGGACGAAGUUUUGGUAAGACUACAAGGUGGGGCUCGGCAUACCGGAAUAGAGAUCGAUGAAUUCAUUGUCGAGAAUUGAAUGAACCAGCUAGAACGACGUCGACGGCGUAACUCCUCCAUUUUCCAAGAUUGUUACCAUCCAUUUGAAGGCCUUCCAAUGAAUUAUAUAUUUUUGACAAGUACA
Molecule: messenger RNA, 1092 nt
Organism: Hibiscus syriacus
Lineage: Eukaryota; Viridiplantae; Streptophyta; Magnoliopsida; Malvales; Malvaceae
Product: 3-dehydroquinate synthase homolog
Exons: 9
Coding region: 1-987 (328 amino acids)
Biological process (GO): aromatic amino acid biosynthetic process
Molecular function (GO): 3-dehydroquinate synthase activity; oxidoreductase activity
Source: RefSeq, a predicted model, not a curated record